CCAGCUGAUUGCGCUCCUCUCUUCUUUUUUUCAGCUGGAGUUGUUUUUUUGCACCGAGCUCCUUUUCUCUCUCUUUCUCUCUCUCUUUCUCUCUGUAGAUGUUUGUUUUAUCCAGUUUGUUUUGGCUUGCCGAUUUUUUAAUCUAUGACCGAUAAAAAAAAAACAAUCAAGUUUGUUAGUUAUACAGAGUUUUCUGUUCAACUUUGCCAUGACGUUUGUGAUAAUUCUAGGAAAAAGAUCUAUGAAAAGUUUGUGGGAUAUUUUUUGUGGAUUUUAAAGACAAGACUUCUUGUUGUUUGAUUUGUCGACAUGUUGCCACUUGAGAAUCAUCUCCAGCAGCUCGGUGCGUUCACGCCUGAAGAUGAGGGGGAGGAUGAUGAUGAUGAAGGCGCCGUGUUGGACCUGGCGCUCACGGCCGUGCACACGCUCCUCUACUCUCUGCUCUUCUUCUUCAUCUACUCACAGCUCUGGCUCAUCCUGCACUAUGGCCACAAGCGCCUCAGCUACCGGACUGUGUUCCUCUUCCUGUGUCUGCUCUGGUCGGCCCUCAGGACCACACUCUUCUCCUUCUACUUCAACAACAUGGCCCAGGCGAGCCAACUGCAGCCGCUGCCCUUCUGGCUCUUCUACUGCUUCCCUGUGUGCCUGCAGUUCUGCACCCUCUGCCUCCUCAACCUCUACUUCGCACAGAUCAUGUGUAAAGCCAAAGCGAAAUAUUCCCCAGAACUCAGCAAAUACAAAACACCCCUGAAGUUGGCCUUCUUGUUCAUCAGCAUCUUCUUCUUGGUGGUGAACGUUACAUGCUCUCUAAUGGUGCUGACCCAGAAGAACAUGGAAGCUAGCAAUGCAAAACAUAUAGUUCUGGCUCGCGUGCUAAUCAACGACAGCCUCUUCGUGCUGUGUGCCAUCUCACUCGCCACCUGCAUCUGUAAACUAGCCAAGAUGUCCUCCGCUAAUGUUUAUCUGGAAUCGAAGGGGACAUCAGUGUGUCAGGCCACAGCCACCGGAGCAGCAGUUAUCCUGCUCUACACAUCAAGAGCGUGUUAUAAUCUCGCCGUAGUGGCUAUAUCUCCCAAAGACCGGGCCACUCCCUUCAGCUACGGCUGGUACAGCUUCUCCGACCAGGAUGAUGUAGAGAAGAUCAGCGGGAAGGCCUACUUGGUGUUUGGGAUUGUCCUGUUUUUCUGGGAGUUUGUCCCCACCACCCUCCUCGUGGUGUUUUUCCGAGUUCAGCGGCCUAAUCAGAACCUGGCACCAGGCGGCAUGAUCCACAGUCACAGUUUCAACUCCAGGGCGUAUUUCUUUGACAAUCCAAGGCGCUAUGAUAGUGAUGAUGACCUGUCCAGAAGCGUCAGCUCCAGGGGUGAAAGGGGAAGCAGUACCAUGUCUUCGACGUCUCAGCUAGGCGCAAGUUGGUAUGGAUCCAUACAAAAAACAGGCAGCUUCACGUUCACUGCACCCCAUACCUCCUCCGCUCCACUUCUCCUCUCCUAUGGGAGCAUCCAGACCAACCAGCACCACAACUACUACUCCACUCCACAGGACUACUACUCCACUCCUCAGACUCACAACAUCACGCCACAGAACUGAGUGACCAGCCUGGGGUUUAAUAUUCAGGCUGUGUCAGGCACACACAAAGGCCACUCUAUGGACCUUCAAGAGGCAGGAGAUAUGGUAUAUAUGGUAAACCUCUGUGUAUUUUUAGAUAUUCAGCUUCAAAAAAGGGACCAGGGAGAACUGAGGUGGUCAACUGGUGCUGCUUCUGAUCUAAGUACUUACCAAUACUGCUCCUUCCCCAAGAAUUAAUACGUGGACCUGCCAUGAUAAGUCUAAAGAGACUCCCUGAUCUGCACAAUCCCCCCAAUUUCCAUUGUGAUUUCCUAAAAUUCCACUUGCACACUAGUUGACAUAACAAGACACCUUAAAACCUUUUAGAGCCUGCUCAUGGUACUGAGAACUUCAGAGAAGUGUUAGUGUUCUCCUGGAUGGAGGCAGUCAACUGUGGCCAAUGAGCAAAGACUUUAAAGAUGCUCGCUAAGUGCCAAAACGUGCCAGAUGGGAUGAAUGUUUUUGGAAAGGUCUAUUUUUAUGACGUUUGAAUGAGUAUAUGCUGUAAGUGUAUAUGAGAUACAAAAUUAAUGGUACUAACAUCUCACUACUAAGCAUAUUCUUCGACAUGGGUGCCAUUAUAUGUUUUUUUUUUCUUCUUCAGGGGUGCACCAAUCCCAUACUAAUUCUGAUUCUGCCGUGAAAGUUUGGGUUUUUUGGUGACGUUUUGCUUAACAUUACUGAAUUGUCUUGCAUAGGGCUACGUAACCUUUUCAUAAGCCAUUCACGACAGAUGCAGGGUUCAUAACAGCUUGACAAUUUGUAGUAUAAGUGGUAAAGUCAUAUAAUGGUGAUCAUGGGGAUGAAGCCAGGCAUAAUCCAACCUUAUAUCAACAAGCUACACAUAUCGGCCACUUUAAUAGGACCAUGCGUACCCUUGCUUAUUUCUGCAAUUAUCCAGUCAUGUGACUGCAGCAUAACUCUGUCAGCUUUCAGUUUUAGUGAUCCCCUACCCUUUGGUGAACCCGAUAUGUGGCCCAGCCGCUUCAGGGUUCAGUGUGUUGUGAUUCUGAGACACUUUUCAGCUCACCAUGGUUGUAAAGAGUAAUUAUUUCAGUUCUUCCUGUAAGCUUGAACUAGACUUCUGAUCUCUCUCAUUGACAAGGCAGUUCUGAAUUCUUGAAGAUUUGCUGCUGUCUGGAUUUUUUUUUUGUACACACUCUGUAUAAACAUUUGAGAAUGCUUGUUUGGGUAAAUUCCAGGAGAUCUCUGAUACUAAGUAUCUGGCACCAAGAUCACAUUUUCUCCCCAUUCCGAUCUGUGAUGUAAACGUUAACUGAAUCGCUUGACCUGCAUCUGCAUGAAUUUCAGCAUUUGCCUAGUUGCUGAUGUUUGAUCAGCUGAUCAUUGCCUGAUCGUACGUGUUCCUAUCAAAGCAGCAGUGUGAAUGUGUGUGUGCCAUUUGAUUAAAUUGACCUACAUUUCUUGGAGUAAGUCAUUGUAAAUGUUUCCCUAGGUUCACCUGACAAACCUUCGAGUUAGCUUGUUACGUGAACGUUGACACAGGACACAAAUCGUCUUAAAGCACAUUGUGAACUGAAACACUGAAAUGCAAUGAUCUCAACGACAGCAAGGGUUUUUUUUUAGGUGAAAAACGUCACUACAUAAAUCACUUUGGUGCCACAUUAGUGUUUAAAAAUGGAUUGGUGCAUACCUACAUUUGUUUUGUUUCAUAAAAUUGUGUACACAAGUGAUUUCAUGCUGUCAUACCCCAUUCUUCUUUUUAUCACGAUUGCAGGUUUCUCAGCAAACUUAAGCUAUUAGCACACAACGUGUAUAGAGACUGACAGUUUUUUUCACUGAGAGUUCAUGUGAUUCGGCCCAGAUUUUGCCUCACAGUGAUCAGAAAUGUCCAAAGUUUGCUUCUUUACUUUGUGCAUUGGAGCUAAAUAGCUAAUGUAGAUGUACGAAUCUUUUUUACUUUUACAAGCCAUGACCCGUAUAUUUAAUGUUCAUAAUAAAGUUAGUUUCUGUAAACAUUCAUUAUAAGACUCAUCAAUCUCUUGAUGUUUUUACUAGACAAAUAAAAAUUAGCUUGUUAAGAAAAGACCUCUGUUCAUUUCGAAGACUGUCCUGUGGAGAAAAACGUGUCACCAGCACUGGAGACUCCUUCCAUAAAUGUUAACACCAGACACCUCGAUAUAUGAAAAUCUUUAUGAAGUAGCUGUUACUAUAGAAACGGUAAUAUAUUCCAACAAGCACAUUAACAUGUCAUUGACCUUGUAGCCUGAACGGCUGUUAUAGACAACUAAUCAAACCCUUCUCACCAAUCAAAUUCAAGGAUUCAACAACAUUUUCGUACAAAUCAUUAUAACAUUGUGAAUUUUUGUUACCACUGUUAGCCUUCUAGCGUCAGUGCGAAACUAAAGAAGCAGACGUUAAACCCCAUAAUGAGAAAAUGGUAAACAUUUAAUAAAUCUGAUUCAUUCCUAUCCCUUAUAUUUUGUUGUACUUGAAUGUGACUUUGGCUGUGUUUAGGCACAAAUUUCCAACAAUCCGCGAGUGAACGCGAUCAUAAUUGUAUUAAUCGUCUUCUCUUUUUUUCCCCCACUCGUUGACUGUCCCCUCCACAGCGUUGCACAUGUGAUGGAUGUUUCAGUCUCGGGUUUUACAGAUGUUUUACGUUUCAAAGAAUGACUCGUUUGUGAGUGUCGUGUGAGAAAACGUUUGUGUGUAUGAUUUAGUUGUCACGUGUCCGUGUGAAAAUCUGUGCUUUUAUUUUUUAUUUAUAUUUAAUUUUUUUAAACCCAGAAACACAGGUGAAAGAAUGCAGCUACAAUCACUGAGCACAAGGACGCUCUGUUUUGUGUGGUUUACGGUGGCAUCGUUUGGUAAUAAUGACCAUUUCUGUUACCAAGAAAGCCUUUUUUUUUUUUUUUCAAUGUAUUGUUCAUGUUCAAUGAAUGUAAUAAAAUGUACCUUUAUUCAUUUUCAUAGUUUAAAAAUUUUGAGCACUACUAAGAGAAAAACAAACAAAUAAAACCUUAAUGCACUGUU
This is a messenger RNA of Hemibagrus wyckioides, 4605 nucleotides long. RefSeq names its product G protein-coupled receptor 137c (gene gpr137c). Gene Ontology annotation, biological process: positive regulation of TORC1 signaling. The record is from RefSeq and is a predicted model, not a curated record. Bases 310 to 1590 code for a protein of 426 amino acids. The transcript has 7 exons. Lineage: Eukaryota; Metazoa; Chordata; Actinopteri; Siluriformes; Bagridae. Gene Ontology annotation, cellular component: lysosomal membrane.